UCCUACGCUCCAUCGCUCUGAGAGAGAGAGAGAGAGAGAGAGAUAUGAAGUACGUAUUGGUGACGGGAGGAGUGGUAAGUGGACUGGGGAAAGGGGUGACAGCGAGCAGCAUUGGAGUCCUCCUCAAGGCAUGCGGGCUCCGGGUGACGGCGAUAAAAAUCGAUCCUUAUCUGAACACUGAUGCCGGGACGUUGUCUCCAUUUGAGCACGGGGAAGUAUUUGUCUUAGAUGAUGGUGGUGAGGUGAACUUGGAUCUUGGAAAUUAUGAAAGAUUUCUUGAUAUCAAAUUAACUCGGGACAACAACAUCACAACUGGAAAGAUCUAUCAGUUUGUCAUUAACAAGGAGAGGAAGGGAGACUAUCUGGGGAAGACAGUCCAAGUUGUGCCGCACAUUACAAAUGCCAUACAAGAGUGGAUUGAACGUGUAGCUAAGAUACCUGUGGAUGGUAAUGAAGGACCUGCUGAUGUUUGUAUUAUAGAAUUGGGUGGAACUAUAGGGGACAUAGAGUCUAUGCCAUUUAUAGAAGCUUUGGGUCAGUUCUCUUACCGUGUAGGUCCUGGGAACUUCUGUCUGGUUCAUGUCAGUCUUGUUCCUGUUUUAGAUGCAGUUGGCGAGCAGAAAACUAAGCCCACACAACAUAGUGUUCGGAGCCUAAGAGGACUUGGGUUGAUGCCAAAUAUUCUAGCCUGCCGAAGCACUAAGCCACUGGACGAAAAUAUAAAAGAGAAACUUUCACAAUUUUGCCAUAUCCCGGUAGCAAAUAUUAUUACUCUGAACGAUGUUACAAAUAUUUGGCACAUUCCUUUACUGUUGAGGGAGCAAAAGGCACAUGAAGCUUUUAUAAAGCUAUUGAAGCUUCAAGGGAUCGCUAAAGAACCUAUGUUGGAAGAAUGGACGAUUAUAGCUAGAAUUUAUGACAUCUCGCAUGAUCCCGUCAGAAUUGCCAUGGUUGGAAAAUAUACUGGCCUUUCUGAUUCUCAUAUCUCAGUGUUGAAGGCUCUUUCGCAUGCUUCUAUUGCUUGUCGGAAGAAACUUGUGGUGGAUUGGGUCCCAUCUUCUGACCUUGAAGACAGCACCAAAGCAGAAGCUCCUGAUCUUUACAGAGCAGCUUGGAGACGGUUGAGGGGUGCGGAUGGUAUACUAGUCCCAGGAGGCUUUGGAGAUAGAGGGGUGGAAGGAAAGAUUCUUGCUGUUAAAUAUGCCCGUGAAAACAACGUUCCAUUUCUUGGCAUUUGUCUUGGCAUGCAAAUAGCUGUCAUCGAAUUUGCCCGUUCUGUUAUGAACUUGGAGGAUGCAAACAGCACGGAGUUUGACCCUGAUACAACAAAUCCAUGUGUUGUUUUUAUGCCAGAGGGUUGCAAAACUCACCUGGGAGGUAUGAUGCGACUUGGAUCAAGGAGGACCUAUUUUGAGGUUGCUGACAGUAAAGCUGCAAAGUUGUAUGGCAAUGUCAGCUUUGUGGAUGAACGACAUCGGCAUCGAUAUGAGGUGAAUCCCUACAUGAUUACAGAAUUUGAAAAGGCUGGUCUUGCUUUUGUUGGUAAAGACGAAACCAAAAGACGUAUGGAGAUUGUUGAGUUGCAUACUCAUCCUUAUUUCAUUGGUGUGCAAUUUCAUCCGGAGUUCAAGUCAAGACCUGGAAAACCCUGUGCCCUUUUCUCAGGACUUGUAGGAGCUGCUUGUGGACAACUGGAACUUUUGCUGCAAAAUCCCAGCCACUGCAGCACCUUAACAAGGAGACUUACAACAAGCAAUGGCUUCUCACCCAUUCAAUCCCAUCAGAACGGGAAUUCAAAGGACUUACAACAAGCAAUGGCUUCUCACCCACUCAAUCCCACCAGAACGGGAAUGGGAAUUCGAAGAAGCCCGCUACGAGGCUGUCAUACAGGAACAUCUGCUCCAAUGGCAAUGGAAUGCAUGUCUGACGAGUAAGUUACCUCACCAGGGUUUCUGACCGCGUAAGCUGCAUGAAUGGUGCUCGAUCCAGGGUUUUUAGCAGGUGAACACUAUGCAUUUCGGUCUGCUAGAAGUCCAAGUCCUUUAUAUAUAGGUUGGGAAGUGUUUUGAAUUUGUUCAAGAAGCUUUGGUUUCUCUCUGUACAUGGAGAAUGUCUUUGUAACAAUCUCAAGCCUGCUCAAGCCUUCCAGAGGCAUCGAUGUGUGUACAUACACACAUACAUACAUAGUUGUGUUUUGUUGACUGCUCAAGAUCAAUUGUGACUAGCAAUUGUAUCUGUUACUCUUUCUGCUAGCAUUUAUCUUCAGAA
Molecule: messenger RNA, 2268 nt
Organism: Musa acuminata AAA Group (dessert banana)
Lineage: Eukaryota; Viridiplantae; Streptophyta; Magnoliopsida; Zingiberales; Musaceae
Exons: 21
Coding region: 45-1934 (629 amino acids)
Biological process (GO): pyrimidine nucleobase biosynthetic process; CTP biosynthetic process
Molecular function (GO): CTP synthase activity; identical protein binding
Source: RefSeq, a predicted model, not a curated record